Molecule: messenger RNA, 1038 nt
Organism: Periophthalmus magnuspinnatus
Lineage: Eukaryota; Metazoa; Chordata; Actinopteri; Gobiiformes; Gobiidae
Product: protein argonaute-4-like
Exons: 6
Coding region: 181-1038 (285 amino acids)
Molecular function (GO): protein binding
Source: RefSeq, a predicted model, not a curated record
CGGCAGCGGCAGAAGCACAGUUCAGUUCAGCGCAGGCGGCAGCAAGCGGCAGGCUCCCUCGCGUUUACCUUUAUUUCGUUUUCUAAAUAGUCCCUUUUCAGCUUCGCGAUACCGCCCCCAAUUUCAGCGUCGGUACGGAGCCGUCAGGCCGGGACAGAGACGGAGAGAGAGGCCUCGGCCAUGGAAGCCCUCGGACCUGGGCCGCCCGCCCCGACCUCUCUGUUCCAGCCUCCUCGACGUCCCGGCCUGGGCACGGUGGGAAAACCCAUCCGGCUCCUUGCAAACCACUUCCAGGUCCAGAUCCCAAAGAUCGACGUGUACCACUAUGACAUUGACAUCAAACCUGAGAAGCGCCCGAGGAGGGUCAAACAGGUGGUGGACACGAUGGUGCGUCAUUUUAAGAUGCAGAUCUUUGGGGAUCGACAGCCAGGAUACGACGGGAAGAGGAACAUGUACACAGCCCACCCUCUGCCCAUCGGACGAGACCGGGUCGACUUGGAGGUGACCCUUCCUGGAGAGGGAAAGGACCAGACGUUUAAAGUGUCCCUGCAGUGGGUGUCUGUAGUUUCGCUGCAGAUGCUGUUGGAAGCGCUGUCAGGUCAUUUGAACGAGGUCCCAGAGGAUUCGGUUCAGGCUCUGGAUGUGAUCACGCGGCACCUUCCUUCUAUGAGAUACACUCCUGUGGGCCGGUCAUUCUUCUCUCCCCCCGAAGGAUACUACCAUCCACUAGGGGGCGGAAGAGAGGUGUGGUUCGGCUUCCAUCAGUCCGUCCGUCCAGCAAUGUGGAAUAUGAUGCUCAACAUUGAUGUUUCAGCCACUGCGUUUUACAGAGCUCAGCCAGUCAUCGAGUUCAUGUGUGAAGUAUUGGACAUCCAGAACAUAAACGAACAGACCAAACCACUCACAGACUCCCAGCGUGUCAAGUUCACAAAAGAAAUCCGAGGUGAGCCCGCCAAAAAACACAAAAUAAUGCAAAGUAUUUUUGUCAAAGAGCCAAGACAAGAAACAAGAGACUGUUAUAAUACAGUCACAUUAUAA